UGAAUUCUUAAUUUCAUUCGUAUUUCUCUCUGACGUAUCGUAAAUAAACCAUCUGAUAUAAAGUUUAGAAUUAUAUUUUUUUAUUUUAAAAUAACAUAAGUGUUGUAACGUACACGUAAUUUAAACAUUUCAAUUAUAUAAAAUGGAAAUCUCAUUUAAAGGGAAGAGAAUUCUAGUAACCGGUGCUGGACAAGGAAUUGGUCGUGGUAUUGCAAUAGAGUUAUGGAGAGCUGGAGCAAAUAUAGUAGCUUUAUCUAGAACGAGAGCUCAUUUAGAGACAUUGCAGAGCGAGUAUCCUUCUAUCGACAUAGUGGACGUUGAUAUUGCUGACUGGGAUAAAACACGAGAGGUCGUUGAGUCUCUAGGUCACUUUGAUGCGCUUGUGAACAAUGCUGCGGUUGCAACUUGCGAACCCUUUCUCGAAUGUACGCCCUCAGAUUAUGAUAAAAUGUUCAAUGUCAAUGUAAAAGCUGUUCUCAAUAUAAGUCAAAUUGUUGCAAGAAAAAUGGUUGAAAACAAAACCCAUGGUGCCAUUGUAAACAUAUCCUCUCAAGCCUCUAAGGCAGCCUUAAAAGAUCAUACCAUUUACUCUGCUUCCAAAGCAGCCCUUGACGCUUUGACUCGUGCCAUGGCAUUGGAACUGGGUCCCCAUGGUAUUAGAGUAAACGCCGUAAACCCUACUGUCAUAAUGACCGAAAUGGGCAAGGUUGGAUGGUCUGAUCCCAAUAGAGCUAAUGAAAUGCUUUCAAAAAUACCACUAAAUAGAUUUGGUGAAGUAUCAGAAGUAGUUAAUGCUGUGGUUUUCCUUUUAAGUGAAAAAUCCAGUAUGAUUAAUGGUGUUGAACUACCCAUUGACGGAGGCUUCCUUGCUACAUAAAAAUCUCAAGUUUUUUUUUAUACCAAAGACAUAAAAACUAGACAUUUUGUAUUUUCAUAACUUUAAGUUAAUAACAAUUUAUCUCCUUUUUAAAAUAUUGUUAUUAUCUACCAAAGAAAGCUAGAUCACCACUUAUGAUGUAUUAAAACUUGUAAUUCUGUAUUAGUUUGCCAUUUUUUAAAUAUAAGUUAAGAAUAUAUGAUGUUUAUAUUGUUCUAACAUUUUAAGAACAUCUCCACUUCUCCAGUUAUAAUGAAUCUUAUGUACAUAUUGUAUACUUAAUAUAAUACUUAAUGAUUAUUAAAAAAUGUUUAUUGUAUAAAAGCUAGCUUGCAUUGGUGACAAAUGUUGCUAUAAUUAUUUCUUCACUAUUUAUCAAUUUGUAUGACCAGAUAGAACGUACUAGGACGUGACAAGAUGUUUAUUUAUAUUACAGAGAAAUGAUAAGCAUUGGAAAAUAUUUCCGACGACAACUACGAGUAUCACUAUGCGUAAUAACUUGACACCAGUAAAGUGCUUUCCGAUAUUGUCUAUAAUUUUUCAAUAUGGUGCCUACUAUCAUUCAAUUAAUUUGUUAAAUAAAUGCCAUUUGUUAUA
Galleria mellonella (greater wax moth) is the source of this 1474-nucleotide messenger RNA. Its product is annotated as L-xylulose reductase-like. Gene Ontology annotation, biological process: xylulose metabolic process; glucose metabolic process. The record is from RefSeq and is a predicted model, not a curated record. Gene Ontology annotation, molecular function: L-xylulose reductase (NADPH) activity; carbonyl reductase (NADPH) activity. The coding region runs from base 143 to 877 and encodes 244 amino acids. Lineage: Eukaryota; Metazoa; Arthropoda; Insecta; Lepidoptera; Pyralidae. The transcript has 5 exons.